Messenger RNA from Sturnus vulgaris (Common starling), 2959 nucleotides. NCBI's taxonomy places the organism in Eukaryota, Metazoa, Chordata, Aves, Passeriformes, Sturnidae. The record is from RefSeq and is a predicted model, not a curated record.
CCGCGACAUGAAGGCGGCUAGGGCCAAGACGCCGCGGAGGCCGAAGAAAGCCACGAACCCAACGCUGAAGGACCCGGUGGGGGUGUACUGCCGGGUGCGGCCGCUCAGCCGCGCGGACCAGGAAUGCUGCAUCGAGGUCAUCAACAGCACCACGGUGCAGCUGCACCCGCCCGAGGGCUUCCGAGUGUUCCGGAACGGCGAGUACCGCGAGGUGGAAUUUUUUUUUUUAUUUAUUUUUUUUUUAAUUUUUUCCCUCCUCAAUCCCAUUGAUUUCUCCCUUUUCCCUGCAUUCCCAGGUCUCCUGUUCACCUAUGGGGUGACAGGCAGUGGGAAGACCCACACCAUGACAGGAUCUCCUGGGGAUGGGGGGCUCCUGCCCCGCUGCCUGGCCAUGAUCUUCAACAGCAUCGGCCCCUUCCAGGCCAAGAGAUUCGUUUUCAAGCUGGAUGACAAGAACGGGGUGGAUGUGCAGAGCGAGGUGGAGGCUCUGCUGGAACGGCAGAGGAGAGAAGCCCUGCCCAUCCCAAAAACUCCAGCUGGGAAGUGGAACAGUUGGCAGAAGAAGCGGCGCAUCGCCAACACGCAGCUGAACCGCGAAUCCAGCCGCUCCCACUCGGUGUUCAUCAUCAAACUGGCACAGGCCCCUCUGGAUGCAGACGGGGACAACGUCCUGCAGGAAAAGGAGCAGAUCACCCUGAGCCAGCUGUCCCUGGUGGAUCUGGCGGGAAGUGAGAGAACCAACCGGACCAAAGCCGAGGGGAACAGGCUGCGAGAGGCAGGGAAUAUCAACCAGUCACUGAUGACUUUAAGGACGUGCAUCGAGGUUCUGCGGGAAAACCAACUGUACGGAACAAACAAGAUGGUUCCAUACAGAGAUUCCAAACUGACUCAUCUCUUCAAGAACUAUUUUGAUGGAGAAGGGAAAGUUCGGAUGAUUGUGUGUGUGAAUCCCAAGGCUGAGGACUAUGAGGAGAGCCUGCAAGUGAUGCGUUUUGCAGAGAUGACCCAGGAGGUGGAGGUGGCCAGGCCCGUGGACAGGCCCCUGUGCGGGCUGACGCCGGGCCGGCGCCUCCGGAACCAGGCGUUCCGAGAGGAGCUGGCCCGAAAGCUGGAGCUCAGGGGAGGCCCCGUGGGAGCAGGACCAGAGGAGCCAUCUGCUGCUGAGCUGUUUUUCCAGAGCUUCCCUCCCCUGCCUCCCUGCGAGCUCCUGGAUAUCAACGAUGACCAAACGCUCCCAAAACUGAUCGAGGCCCUGGAGCAGCGCCACAAAAUGAGGCAGAUGCUGGCUGAGGAAUUUACCAAAAACGUUCUUGCCUUUAAAACAAUGCUGCAAGAAUUUGACUCCAGUGUGGCAUCCAAGGAAAAUUAUAUCCAAGGAAAACUGGCUGAGAAGGAGAAAACCAUCACGGGGCAGAAGACAGAGCUGGAACGGCUGGAGAAGAAGAUCAAAACCUUGGAGUACAAGAUCGAGAUUUUGGAGAAGACAGCCACGAUUUACGAGGAGGACAAGAGGAACCUGCAGCAGGAGCUGGAGAGCAAGAGCCAGAAGCUGCAGAGGCAGGCGUCGGACAAGAGGAGGCUGGAGGCCAGGCUGCAGGGAAUGGUGGCUGAGACCUCCCUCAAGUGGGAGAAGGAAUGUGAGCGGCGGGUGGCAGCCAAGCAGCUGGAGAUGCAGAACAAGCUGUGGGUGAAGGAUGAGAAGCUGAAGCAGCUCAAGGCCAUCGUCACCGAGCCCAGAGCAGAGAGACCAGAGAGGCCUUCCCGGGAAAGGGAUCGGGAAAAGCCUGUGCCCAGAUCCGUGUCUCCUUCCCCCGUGCCCGUUGGUCCGGCGGCUCCGCUGCGGCCGCGCCGUUCCCGCAGUGCCGGCGAGCGCUGGGUGGAUCACCGGCCGCCGUCCCACGUGCCCACGGAGACGCUGCUGCAGCCGCGCGUGCCCAGGGCCAUCACCGUGGACUCGCCCAGCGAGCGAGCCCUGGCCAGGUGUGACCGCUACCUGCUGACCCACCAGGAGCUCGCCUCCGACGGGGAGAUCCAGACCAAGCUCAUCAAGGGGGACGUGUUCAAGACCAGGGGUGGGGGCCAGGCCGUGCAGUUCACGGACAUCGAGACCCUCAAGCAGGAAUCUCCCACCGGGCGGAAGCGCCGCUCGUCCCCUCCCCAGCCCGACCCUGCCGGGGACGCCGCGGACUCGGAAUGGACGGACGUGGAAACCAGGUGUUCCGUGGCCGUGGAGAUGAGGGCGGGAUCGGCGCUGGGACCGGGAUUGCAGCACCACGCCCAGCCCAAGCGCAGGAAACCCUGAAUUUUUCCUGCUGGAAUCCCGGAUUUUCCCAGCCUGAGGAAUUCUCUGCUGCCACUGCUCCUCAAGAACUGCUUUGUGCUCAUUCCCGGAGGUUUUUAGGGAAGCUGGGAAUUGAUUCCAUGAGUGAUCCCAAAGAAGCUCUGCAUGGACCUGUCCUUCUCCAUAGAUUUAGGGAAAUCCUAAAGGUCCCUCUGGAAUUCCAGAGCCACCAGGCUUUUCCCUGGGAGAUUUUUCCAGCUUUUUCCCAGUUUUCUUUCAGUCCCAAAUCCAUCUUUUUCCGGUCAUUCCCUCUCUUUUGGGGGACCCAUCCGCUGCUAUUCCGAGCUGCUGUCCAGCACUUUAAGGGUGUUUUUGGCCAUUCCCGAUUUUACUGGAACCAGGAAAAAAACUUGGGAAUACGGAUUUUCUUCUGGCAAGAAUGAAUUUGGAAUAUUUAAAGUGUCACUGAUCUUCUGUCAGAACAUUCCAGAACUCGCCCAAAAUCCUGGGAGCGGUGGGAAUUCCCAUCCCACCUGCUUUGGGGGUGUGGGGGAAACUAUGGAAUGUUUUCCAUGUGGGAAUGGGGGGGAAAAGGAAAGGGGAUUUCCUCACAGGUCGGGUGGGAAUUGUCUCUCUGUGUGUCCCUGCAAGGUGUUCAAUAAAUCCUUUUAUUCCAAA